Messenger RNA from Peniophora sp. CBMAI 1063, 348 nucleotides. The record is from the annotation of a GenBank genome assembly. NCBI's taxonomy places the organism in Eukaryota, Fungi, Basidiomycota, Agaricomycetes, Russulales, Peniophoraceae.
AUGUCGAAACCAAUCAAGACGCCGGAAGAACUUGUCCUCGCGUUCAAGAAAUCCGGCGAGUUUGACCGCCUGCGCAAGCAAUUGCUGGCCCAGUUCCAAAGCUCGGCUGCUAUGGAGACUCUGACGGCUCGCGUGGAUGACAUCGCGAAGCGGAAGCUCACAGGAGACGAGAAGCUGGCUAGAAAGGCACCCGAAGAAGUACAUAGAGAAGUCAUGCAGGAGCUGGACCGCUACCCCAUCCUCGAGCGAGCUCUGGCCGACUUAGCCCUACCCUCAGAUCCUGCAUUCACCGAAGACAUCCAAUCGCAUGCGAAGCGUCUCCUACAAGACAGUAGAGCCAAGAAGUAG